Acanthocheilonema viteae is the source of this 2106-nucleotide messenger RNA. Lineage: Eukaryota; Metazoa; Nematoda; Chromadorea; Rhabditida; Onchocercidae. The record is from the annotation of a GenBank genome assembly.
AUGGCAGCUUUAUCCAAAUUCCAGCCUAUUGCUGGAAGCACUUCAAUGUUUUACGGUGCUACAACAAUUGCUUCAAUUCUUUUUGUUGCCGCAUUUGUAAAUAUUGUUUGGAAAGGCGUUCCAUCAUCAGUAAUAUUGAAACGAAAAAAUGUAAGAAGAUGGAAAUCUCCAAAAUGGUAUAAUACUACGAAUACAAGGCUUCUUUACAAGCUUUAUUUUUUGUUUAAAAUUAUUAUUCCACGUUUCAAAUGUAAGGAAACAUUGCUUAUUGCACUCUAUACUCUUGUGUUACUGUCAAGGACAUUACUGUCCAUUUAUGUCGCAUCUUUGGAAGGUCAUUUAAUUCGGACAAUAGUUGAAAAACAAUCUUAUGCAUUUAUUCGAAAUCUUAUUAAAUGGUUCCUUGUUGCACUACCAGCUACAUUUAUUAACAGUAUGAUUAAAUUUAUGGAAGGAUAUGUUGCCAUAGCAUUUCGUGCUCGCCUUACUCAAUAUGCUUACAACAAAUAUCUAUCGGAUUGUACAUAUUAUCAUGUAAAUAGUUUGGAUGGACGACUAAAAAAUGUUGAUCAGUGUUUAACUGAUGAUAUUAUGGCAUUUUGUGAAGUCGCUUCAAGCCUCUUUUCGCUAAUUCUUAAGCCGCUUUUCGACAUCUUUUUCGUGGGGCUGACACUGAUAUAUAAAUCACGGAAUGCUAAAUUAGGUUCAGGACUAUUCGUUUUAAUUAUCAUGGGUCCUAGUGUAUUAAUAAGUACUGCCGGACUGCUGCGAUAUAUAUCGCCCAACUUUAACAAAUUGCUUUCGGAAGAGUCAAAAAAAAAGGGCGCGCUGCGUUUUUUACAUUCACGUCUUAUUGCAAAUUCCGAGGAAGUUGCAUUUUACAGAGGCCAUGAGACUGAAAAAAUUUGCCUAUUAAAAGCAUUUUAUAACAUUCAACAUCAUGCAUAUUUAAUAUGCCGGAAGAAAAUACCAUAUAUUAUGGUGGAACAGUAUUUAUUAAAAUAUUUAUGGACAGCUACGGGUAUGAUUAUGAUUGCUCCUUCGCUAUUCACAACAAAAUCUAUCAAAACAUCAUCAUCAGAAAUAAAAAUGGGUGAUCGAACAAGAAAUUUUAUGACUGCAAAAAAUUUAAUGGCUGUAAUAGCAGGUGCUGCUGAAAAAUUAAUGGUUUCCUACAAAGAGGUGGUCGAAUUGGUUGGAUACGUGUCACGUAUUUAUCGUAUGUUUGAAGUUUUUGAAGAGGUGAAACAACAAAAAUUUAUUGGAAAAAGAAGUGUGGAAAAUGUGAACGAGAAUAAAAUAGAACAAUAUAAUGCUGAUGAAAUACGUGGUGAAAUUGUUCAAACAAAUGGCGUUGUAAGAUUAUGUAAUGUACCUAUUGUUACACCAGCUGGGAAUGUUAUUGUCAACAAUUUCAGCAUUGAGAUUCAUGCUGGCAUGCAUUUAUUUAUUACUGGUCCAAAUGGUUGUGGUAAAAGUUCACUGUUUCGAAUCCUUAAUGGUUUAUGGCCAGUACAUCGUGGACGAUUAGAAUUACCACCAAAAACUGAAAUGUAUUAUUUACCUCAACGACCAUAUAUGACUUUUGGAAAUCUAAGAGAACAGAUCAUUUAUCCGGAUACGCUGGUCGAUAUGCGAAGAAAAGGUAUUACAGAUAGUGCUUUAAUGGAAAUUUUGAAAACGGUACAUUUGAGUGACAUUGUGGAGCGUGAAGGAGGUUUUGGAAGCGAACGUGAAUGGAUUGAUGUUCUAUCAGGCGGUGAAAAGCAACGAUUAGGCUUAGCACGGAUUUUUUAUCAUCAACCAAAAUAUGCCUUAUUGGAUGAAUGUACCAGUGCAAUAUCGAUAGAUGUAGAAGCAAUGAUUUAUCAAGCAAUGAAAGAUGCCGGAUUUACACUUCUCUCUGUAUCACAUCGACCAAGCCUUUGGCGAUUUCACACCCAUCUUCUGCAUUACGAUGGGCAAGGAAGAUACCGGUUAUGUCCGAUUGAUUCUAAAAUCUUACUAUCAUCCAAUAGUGAUAUGAACAAAAAUGAGUUGUUCUGUGACAGCGGCAAUACGAAAGACGCUACUCCGAACUAUUCAGCGAGUAAAAAUGAAACAUAA